CUCCGGUGUCUCCACACACGACAAGAACACCAUGGAGGCCCUGCCAGCCUGCGUCCUCAAGGACGUGUACCAGGAGGCGCUGGGCUCCGCGGUCAUCGGCAUUGAUGAGGGCCAGUUCUUCCCGGACAUCGUGGAAUUCUGUGAGAUGAUGGCCAAUGCUGGAAAAACUGUCAUCGUUGCGGCUCUUGAUGGGACUUUCCAGAGAAAGGCCUUCGGGAGCAUCCUGAACCUGGUGCCACUGGCAGAGAGUGUGGUGAAGCUGAAUGCCGUGUGCAUGGAGUGCUACCGAGAAGCCUCCUACACAAAGAGGCUGGGAGCAGAGAAGCAGGUUGAAGUGAUUGGAGGAGCAGACAAGUACCACUCCGUCUGCCGAACCUGCUAUUUCCGCAAGCGGCCUCAGCAGCCUGGGUCGGAAAACAAGGAGAACAUGCCCAUGGGGGUGAAGCAGCUGGACAUGGCUGCCUCCCGGAAGAUCUUUGCUUCUUGACUACUGUGCUCCCACAUGGGAAAAAAUGAGAGGAAGGA
Molecule: messenger RNA, 525 nt
Organism: Cariama cristata (Red-legged seriema)
Lineage: Eukaryota; Metazoa; Chordata; Aves; Cariamiformes; Cariamidae
Gene: TK1
Product: thymidine kinase 1, soluble
Exons: 5
Coding region: 32-487 (151 amino acids)
Biological process (GO): thymidine metabolic process
Molecular function (GO): ATP binding; thymidine kinase activity
Source: RefSeq, a predicted model, not a curated record